Messenger RNA from Poeciliopsis prolifica (blackstripe livebearer), 6329 nucleotides. It is a transcript of the gene nhsl2, whose product is annotated as NHS-like 2. The coding region runs from base 733 to 4641 and encodes 1302 amino acids. Gene Ontology annotation, biological process: cell differentiation. The record is from RefSeq and is a predicted model, not a curated record. The transcript has 10 exons. Lineage: Eukaryota; Metazoa; Chordata; Actinopteri; Cyprinodontiformes; Poeciliidae.
UGAAAUCUCAACCGGGAGCCGAGAGUGCGGACAAUACGCCAGACUUUGUGGGAGCCUAUAUGCGUUGUCCAACUUUUUACUUGAUGCAGAAUAGCUUCAUUCCAUGUCCAAUCGCAUCUCAGCCUCAGCACUUUCAGUUUAAUCUUUUCUACCAGUUUUUUCCCCAUUUCUCCCUCUACUGCCCAUCUCUCCUUCUCACAAUCCUUUGCUCCUGAUUGGCUGAUUUCACCCUUUUCUCUUUAUGAAUUGAACAGCAGUGGCUGAAUUCGACUGGCUGGAAGCUAAUCAACUCAACUCACAUGCUUCCUUCCCCCCCUUCCUCUCUCUCUCUCUCACAGACAUUUUCCCAUGUUCACCUGCAACCGUCAGAGCAUCUCCUGCACAAUCCCUCUUUCCCCCUCAACCUUUCACGCUCUCACCGGCAUGCAGCCCGCUUUGUCAACAGCUCACGUAGCAUCCAAGCUCUCUCUCUCUCUCACACACACACACGCGCAUGUAGCUCAUCUGCAAUCACCCGCCGGGCUCACACACUCAUCACAGAUCGCGCGCCGUCACACACACUGAGGUCUCUUGUGAUGCUGUGACUCUUUCCGUCAUCCUCCUCGGUCACACGGCGGCUCGACCCGGGCUCGUCUUUCACUUGCAGACCACAGAGCCUCUCUGUCUGUCUGUCAGUCAGUGUGUGUGUGUGUGUGUGCGCACGCGUGCGUGUGGCGGUGGCAUGAAGCGGUGAUGUUCUGGGACAGGAAGAAUAGUAUGGGUAAUUCCCAAAGACGGGCCAAAGGAAGACACAGACCCAAAUCUGCAACAGCCGCCAGCGGUCUCGAGGCAGAGAGCGGAAGGCGCGGCGGCGGCAACAGCGUCAGCAGCCACGGCGACGGUAACCACAGCAGUGGCGGUGGCGGAGGCGGCGGCGGCAGCGCGGCCCAUUUCAGGUCUCCAUGGCAACAGAGCGUGAACGUGUUCGGCUCGUGGAGCAGGCCGGAGUGUGUCGAGGAGCUGCACCAGCAGGCGCAGCUCAACCUCCAGAGCCUGCUGCAAGAAUUUGAGGAGCAGUUGUACGACACCAAGCUGACCGGCCAGACGUUUCGCCAUCCGUCCUCCCAGAGCUCAGACGACACGUCCACGUCGCUCAGCCGCUCACCAGUCUCUCUCAACAACAAGAGGCCGGACUUCAUCUUCCUGCCGGCGUCAAAGCAGCUCUACGAAGAUGAAACCACCUCCUCCGUGUUCGGCCUGAGGUCUGUGAUCAACCCUUCGCCUUCCCCGACCCCGUCCCCCUGCGGCUCGGAUCGCCCCCCUCUGGGCUGGAGCAGCAACAACAGCAGCAGCAGCACAGCUACGUCCGCCACCACAGGGCCGCCCGUCGCCGAAAAACCGCGCUGGCACCCGUUACGACGCACGCCGGCUCACUGCAUGCCACUCGACGUUACAGGUGAAGUGGGAGCAGUGAAAUUCCACGGUGUCGACCUCCUCCAGCACUCCCCGUCCCCGUCCCCGUCUCCUGGGGACUCCUAUCCCCAGCAGCCCCACUCUCUGGAGCUCUUCACGGACACACCACAUCAAAACCUCCCAAUACGGAAGACACACUCAGAGCUGGACACAACCCUGCCCACAGAUAACCGUUUGGGGCGACGCCCCCCAGAGCUGCUUCACACAGCAGCUAUGGACCACUCUGGGUUGCUGUGCUCCAACACACCCUCAUCCACCUGGAAUGGCCCUAAAGGAUCCACAUUUUCUCCAGCUGCGUGGAAUGAGACUUACAAUUACAACAUGAGCAAAGGUCCAGCAGUUCCUCCCAAACAUCACAGUGUCAUUGGUCAUGCUGGCGGGAUACAGGACGGGGUCAUGCUGGUGAGCUCGGGACAGUCUGUGAGCUCACACUCCAGCUCAUUCACAUGUGUGACGGACCCGACUGGGAGAACAGGAAAUGGUGGGUCAGGGAUUUCUCCGCCAGUGGUCACAGUGGGAAAACGUAGGGAAACAGAGGGGGCACCAGCAGACGGAGGGCGAGGGGGUGGUGCAGAGGCAGGGCGAGGAAGGCAGAGGUCAGCACGAUCCAUAGCAGCUCAAAACGCCUUCAAGUUCCGGGAACGUUCUCUUUCCACGCCCACUGAUUCUGGGUCCUUUUGCUUUACAGAGGGUGGUAUAGAGCCAGACUUGACCAUCACCACUACUGGUAAUGGGAACACUAUGGUAAUGGACCACCAUCAAGAGCAUCAUAACUAUCUGGGUCAUGGGGAGAACUAUGCCCUUCUUUACCCUAGAGGCAGUUCUGAGGAUAGUGCAAGUACUACGGACACUAUUUCGGUCACGGCUUCAGAUUACAGCACAGAAGGACGCUUGCGCCUUCGCUCUCGUUCAAUCUCACUUAAGAAGUCCAAGCGCAAGCCCCCGCCCCCUGUGAGAAGUGUUUCCUUAAUGAAAAACCUUGGAGAAGCUGAGGGCAAAAUAAGGCAUGGGGGUGGUCUUUACAGAGAUGGCAGACCAAAGAGCCUGCACAUACCCAGGGACAAUUUCAUGGAAUUCCAGCCAGAUUUCCUUUUGACAAGCUCUUCUUGCUCCUCUAAAGCCAGCGUAGGUGAAAGGGAGCGGGGCCAAGGGGCUAACGAUGGACCUCCAAGUCUGGAAGUCCAGGCACCUGAGAGAGAAGGAGACACACAGAUGACCUUCCCAACUCACUGGCAGCUGGGAGAGUGGAAGAGUAAUGACCCCUACAGGUCUUUAUCAGGCUCCAGCACAGCAACAGGUACCACAGUGAUUGAAUGUAUGAAAGUGAGAAGUAGCUCAGAGUCCCUUCUAGAUUCUCCUUCCACGUCCAGAGCCACGUCCCCUUCACAGUUAUCCAUGGAGACUGACGUUAAGGCUUCCUCACCCUUAAAGCCUCCAGGACUUAUAUCUCCCUCAAGCGGCUAUUCCAGUCAGUCAGAGACUCCUACUCCAACAGUUCCGAUGAAUCAUGGGACAGUAGGUACGACAGGGUGUAAAAUGCGUCCAAAGAUCCCAGAAAGGAAAUCUUCACUACCAUCACCUAAGGACCCAGCUGCCAGGUCAAGAUUGUCAUUUGAAAUGCCUGGAAAUGCACAUUUGGAGCUGUCAUCGCUAAAGCCAAAGCAGAAGGCAAGCAGGCGGCAUUCUGACACUUCUACUGCUGCCAAACCAGGAAAAAUCAGCCCCUGUUCUUCACAGGCAUUACCUGUGGUUACCCAAAACGAGCUAAAGACCAUUAGACUUCGGUCUGUUUCGCGAGGAGAUCUGGAGGACUGCCCUGAUGGAGCUUCUGACACAAUUGAAGAAGAGCAGCAUGGCAGAGACAUCAGCGACAACCCAAGUCCACCACCAACUCUACCAAAACCUAAGCCACCUGUAGCUGUCAAACCUCCGUUGCCCAAACGGCCCAUGAACCUCCUCCUUAAGUCUCCUUCUCCUUCCUCCACCUCCCCCCUUGCUAUUGAAUCUCCUCCUGCCUCACCUGUGGAACGACCAGUGCCUCUUGGCAACAUCUACAAAGUCAUGAAAAAGCCCAAACCCAAAAAGCCCCCACCACAGACUCCAACAAGUCCUGCCAUUCCCCCAGAUUUGAAUUCCACCAAUGUGCCACCCACUGCUUAUGACCACUCAUUCCUCCCUCACUCCCAGUCUCUGUUUGACCUCCCACCACUCCCUGAUCCCCAACCUUUGUUGGAAGACCCACUGUUGGAACCUGAAUUUGACGGAGAACCAGAUAUCCGUCUUGUACCUGAGGAUGGCGGUUCACUUCCUUCUCCAUGCAGUUCCCAGGAGGGCCCUGAGCUUCAAGACAAGAGCAAAACACUACCUUCAAGGAUGACCAUUUCCUGUCUGGCUGAGCUGUCUGACAAAAAGAAAACCAAGGUUCCGCCUCCAGUUCCCAAGAAACCAAAUGUCCUCCUCCUUCCCACACCACUACACCCUUCCACUAAUGGGAGCACAGACCGGCAGAUUCCACAGUCUGACAGCCCGGUGGGUCUGCCGUCUCCACUUGGAGCAUUUGCACCAGAUGACAUGCCAGCAAGUUGUAGUGGUCUUGACAUGUCAGAGCAGGACAAAAACCACUUGGGAACAGAUGAAGACAGCUCAAAAGAGUCAUCUCUACAGUCGUCACUCCAGGAUUCCUCUCUCACGGAAAUUGGAGAAAGGAUGGCCAGCACUGGUAUCGGGGCAGAUGAUUCAGCUGCCGAUGAGAAGACUGCUCUCCACAUCGCUGAGGAAACGGAAGAUGACUUGUUGACCAGCACUCCUACGACACACACCACCGAGGACUUAUUCACUAUUAUACACAGGUCCAAGCGAAAGGUUCUGGGCCGCAAGGAGCCUUCAGAUUCCUUUGGCAGCCGGCAGAGCCUGGUGUCGCCCGUGAAGCACAGCGCCAUUGUGAGCGACCAUCGAAACCUAACCUUGGGCAGCAGCCAGAGGUCGAGCUCUCGCAACGAGAACUUCAUGGCAUUGCUUCAGAAGAAAGGCAGCAAGUCUUCCGGUGGAGGAGCGAGGGUGUCCGCAAUGGAGCUCCUGAAGAGCACAAACCCUCUCGCGCGACGUGUCACGGAAUUCUCAAGCACCAAUGCAUCGGCCGCUGAGGGAGGGGAGGUGCAGUCUGCCUCAGACAAACCCAACGAUCAGUGAAUGGAAAUACAAUCUCUAGACGUUGACCUGGUCUGGAUCCUGUUUACUACAACUCAAACCCACUCUACAAUCUGCCACACACAGGGGACGGGUCCUGAGCUUUCCAACCUCUGAUUGACCAUUUUGGAUUGUCCAAAGAAAUUGGAGCACAUUUUUUGGAAAAAAUGGUGCCUUCUUGGGUUGGAGCUCAGUGUUUGACUGUCAAACUCAUCAGAAGAGGUUGUUUUUUUAAACUAUACAGUAUAUAGAUAUGAAGAAAAACUCCUGUGUAGUAAGAAAAACGUAUAGACAGACUGACUGGUGGAGAUGACGCUGGGAAUGUAGAGAUAUACGGUGGAUAUAUCUCCAGUCCUUUUGGUUUGGCAUUAACAACAGAUCCCAAUCCCAUCUGAAUCUGCAGCGAUACCAAUUUACCACAACACCACUGAGGGCAAGGAAUCAACAUCAUUCAAGAAAUAAUUGGAAUACAAUUACAAAAUCUGCCUGUGAUUCAGUUGCUUUACAGGUGUAACACCUGUAGGGCUCUACGAAGAAGAGGAUCGGGCAUCGGUUUUGCGAUGGGAAAACUGAGGAAGGUAAACUCGGACAUUGUGGCUCCAUUUUCCUCUCCACGUUGAAUGCAAUAGCAUAGCAGCCCAACAGCGAAGUGCCAGAUUGAGCAAAGACACACUGCAUGGGGGAUUUUUUUAUUUCUUGCCACCAAAGAUGAGGCAUGAGCAUGUCCCUCAUUUUGUUGCUCGUGCUGUGACCGUGAACGUGGAUCUUUGGUAAGCAUUCCACAGAGACACCAAGCGAACCGACUCGGCUUGGAAAGCGAAGCACUUUUCUUUCCUUUGGCCUCAGAGGUCGUUUCCAUGGCGAAAUCCCGUUUUGCCGCUUUGGGUUUUAUUUCCCCUCAUCGUCCAUUAUCUUCUUAAUCUGUUUUUAGAUGUUAGUUUUGCUCCUAUUUUUUUAUACAUUCUAAAUGUCUAUUGACUGUAUAUGUUUAAUGGGAUUAUACUGUAUGUAUCAUGUACAAAGAUAAACGGAAAGCAUCUAUCAACAAAGACUCGAACUAGUGUACAAAGAUGUGAGAAGCUUGGACUUCAAAUUGCCCAUGCACACACUUUCAGCACACACACUGACUAAAAAAAAGUCACGCUAUGAAAAAGGGGGGAGGGGGGAAACGACUGUUGACACGAGUUGUGUUUAUUUGUGUGGAUGCAAUCAUGUCUGCUGAUGUUUCUGCACAGAGAUCAUGAAGCAGGCCUGGUUAUUGAACAGGGUUUUUAUUCAUUUCUGGUCUCUGGUGUUGGGGGACCAAAGAACUGUUACACACAGACCACAGAGGACCUACAGUAAUGUUUUAUUUGUGUGAGUGUGUAUAGAUGGACGCUUCAACUACGGAGAGCAAACAUGGAGCUAGUGCACAAACGUUUGAAUGGUUUUACGUUUGACGUGAGGUGUGCCCCCCCCAGUAGUUUUCAUCGGAGCUUGGAUGUGCGGAUCGUCACACUGCAUGCCCUUAAUAGAUUAGAAUGACCUAUGUGAAGUCCCUUUAGGUGAGUCUUCCUACUCACUUGUCACUUUUGAAAUUAUCCAAGUCAUUCUUUUGGCUUAACAAGACGAGGUCUCGGAUUAAUUUAAAGUAGACAGGGCCUAGCUGGAAUUUCAACGGUUGUUGCAGAUCAUUAAAAGGCUUAAGAUGA